Messenger RNA from Brienomyrus brachyistius, 2423 nucleotides. Its product is annotated as charged multivesicular body protein 4b-like. Lineage: Eukaryota; Metazoa; Chordata; Actinopteri; Osteoglossiformes; Mormyridae. The transcript is spliced from 6 exons. The coding region runs from base 134 to 805 and encodes 223 amino acids. The record is from RefSeq and is a predicted model, not a curated record. Gene Ontology annotation, biological process: late endosome to vacuole transport via multivesicular body sorting pathway; vesicle budding from membrane. Gene Ontology annotation, cellular component: cytoplasmic side of plasma membrane; multivesicular body; ESCRT III complex.
GCGCUAUAAUAAUACGCGGUAAUAUUUGAUCUUAUGUUACUUGUCAAAACAUCCGCGAAGAAGCGAAGUAAGCGGAAGCAAAUAACACCAAGAAACAAAUGAGCAUCGCAGAGGGUGGAGAGCAGGUUUCAGAAUGGCUCUAUUUGGAAAGUUGUUUGGCAGUGGGGGGAAAGGUGGCAAAGCUCCGAGUCCACAAGAGGCGAUUCAGCGACUUCGUGAAACCGAGGAGAUGUUGACCAAGAAACAGGAUUUUUUAGAGAAGAAAAUUCAGCAAGAACUUUUGACCGCAAAGAAAAACGGCACCAGAAAUAAGAGAGCUGCUCUGCAGGCAUUAAAACGCAAGAAACGCUAUGAGAAGCAGUUGAGCCAGAUCGAUGGCACACUGUCCACCAUGGAGUUCCAGCGGGAGGCCCUGGAGAACGCCAAUACCAAUGCAGAGGUGCUAAAGAACAUGGGCUUUGCAGCAAAGGCCAUGAAGGCAGCUCACGAGCACAUGGACAUAGAUAAAGUGGAUGAUCUGAUGCAGGAUAUUACCGAACAGCAGGAGCUGGCCCAGGAAAUCUCUGAUGCCAUUUCAAAACCAGUGGGAUUUGGAGAAGAGUUUGAUGAGGAUGAACUUAUGGCAGAACUGGAAGAGCUGGAACAAGAAGAAUUAGACAGAAAAAUGUUACAAAUUGGUUAUUCUGAGAAUGUUCCUUUACCCAGUGUGCCCUCUACAUCCUUGCCUUCCAGGAAAGGAAAAACAAAGGAUGAGGAUGAAGAUGAUAUGAAAGAUCUGGAACGCUGGGCUAUGGAAGCGAUGUAGACAUUUUGUGGACAUUGGAAAGAAGACUUACUUCUGUGCAUGAGUGUGUAUGUGUGUGUAUAUAUAUAUAUAUAUAUAUAUAUAUGUGUGUGUGUGUGUGUGUGUGUGUGUGUGUGUGUGUGUGUGUGUGUGUGUGUGUGUGAGAGAGAGAGAGAGUAAGCCUUAAAUGAUCUAGGAAAAGAAGAUAAACUUGUUCUUGUACUCCUGGCAACAUAUGGAAAGUCAGUAUUCUUACUUUUCAUGUGUUGUUAUUUUUUCAAAUUCUAAGUUAUUUUGCAGUAUUGCUGUAUUCUCCUUAACUGGACCGUUGCGUUGCCUAGCUUACUAAACAUUUUAGCCAAAAGAAGCUUAAGUGUAAUAUAUAGAUACUAUCAAGAACAUACAUACAGUACAUAACCAAAACACUGUUAAUUUUACAAUGCUUUAGCUGACUAACUAGGUAUGCUGUGUGCCAUUGUGAUGCAUUUGGUGCUGUCGAUGAAACUGUUCACAUUUUGCACCCAGGAAUCAAUUCCACCUUCUUGCAACAGACAUAACUCAAAUGGUCAACAAAUGAUACUUCCAAAUCCAAUGUCAUACAUGGUUUGUAACUCAAGUAAUCUGAGUGUCCUGUGUUAGUCUUGGGAUACUGUUUGUAUGUGGUUCUGUCGGCAAACACUAAAAUGAACAACAAAGAAAAGUAAAAAUAAAAAAAAUGUGUAAGAACUUUAUGUUGGCAUGAAAGUAUUACACAUAUAAGUUUUAUGUAUAAUUUAUCUGGUUCUAAAGCAUUCAAAAAACUGAAUGGGAUGCAAAUUUACUCUUGCUCUACUGAACUUGUGUACUUUGAGAUUAGUUGUGUUUUUUGUUAAUUUUGGAAAAUUAUAGUUGUGACAGUGUUUACAGUGAAUGUCCACAGUAUCUUGCAGCCCUUAAAAUGUGCAUGUCUCAGAUCUUUGGACUGCAGUCAGUAGUCACAUGUAUUUGCAGGUUCAUGAAACUUGUUUGAGUGAUGCUAGGUCUGGCCAUUGUAGAAGAGAUCCCUUUCGGCAGCUUGUACCUUAUUUUAAAGAUAGUCAAGCUGUGGAUAGAGUGGAUAUACAAUGUAUAUAUUUCAAUAAUUACCUUUUAACUUAUAUUGUUUUUCAAAGAUGCACAACAUGUUUAAUUGGGUGUGAUCUGGAGUUGUUAGAUGUAUGUAUUUGGGACUAUAAAUUUUAUUUAUUGUGAUAUUAUGUAUUUUUUUAUCCAAUGUAACUUACAUCUGACACAUGCUCUUGACAAAUUCCGCCGUCGUGAACAUUAGCAACCGAUUAAAGCAUGCAGGCUUAUUUUUAAAUGGCACUGUGUGCCUCUCAAAAUUUAACAUUGUUAAAUAACUAAUGUUGAAUGUUAUUCUACUUUGUCAGAUGUCUUUAAUGUCAUAUGCAGGGUCUGUAUUAACUAAAGCCAUAAGGCAGUGGUUAAACAAAAUGUUGAAAAAAUCUGAAUCUUAAGCAGAUAUUGCUUCCAGUUUACAAGAACGUUUUCUGUAUAGUGUGCAAAUAUUGCAUUGACGUUUGAAUGUUUAAACAGUUGUAACUUGUAUACAUUUUUGUUUUAUGUAAAUGAAAUGUAUUUGAAUGAUCACUAAACUUUA